GUUGAUGUCACGUCCGGCGGCGGCGGCAGCGGCGCUGAGUUUUGUCUCCCGGGCCGUCGGGGCGCGCGCGGUUGUCCCAGGUGCCCCGCCGCCUCCCUCCUUCCUGCAGGACUCGUCCCUCCUGGCCCUGGGCCCCAACGGUGCCCGCCUGCCCGGCGGUCGGUCAGCGCACAGGGCACGGCUUCCUCUGCUUCUCCCGGACCACUUAGUCUCAAGCCGGGUGUGUUUGCACUACUAGAGGUGAAGCAUCCAUCAUAGAGAGAAUGGGACCUGGGGUCUUGGACCAGGGUGUUUUUACUUUUCCCAUCAGGUGGACGCGCAUGGGCAGGAGAUAUUAUUUGCAGCAUUUCCUCCUAGAGGACGCCUUUGUCAUUGUAGUGCAAUCUAAGAAUGGGUGUCCUUAGACAACAGGGACCGACCAAAUCGUCAUGCAGCUGUUUGAAUGCUUUAAAAAAAUAAAUCCCCACACUCAUUACGCGUUUUAUGCUGCUGACUUUUUUAUUUUUAAGACAUCUGCUCCCGAAAGCUUUAGCAUUUCAUUUUCUAAACGAAUCCUAAUCUUUCCUGUGACUGAAUCGGUUCAGAGGAUAUCUUUUCAAUAAGGAAGGAAGCCCUCCCCUGCUCACUGGGGACGUCGCAGGAUUUUUAAACCUAAAGAUUUACUCUUGUGCACAGACGCUGGAAGCAUUUGGACUCACUUUUCCCCUUCGUCUUUCUCUCUCUUUCUGUCUUUCUGUGUCUCCUCCAAGAAUGAAAUAUGACUGAGGACUCUCAGAGAAACUUUCGUUCAGUAUAUUAUGAGAAAGUGGGGUUUCGUGGAGUUGAAGAAAAGAAAUCAUUAGAAAUUCUCCUAAAAGAUGACCGUCUGGAUACUGAGAAACUUUGUACUUUUAGUCAGAGGUUUCCUCUCCCGUCCAUGUACCGUGCAUUGGUAUGGAAGGUGCUUCUAGGAAUCUUGCCUCCACACCACGAGUCCCAUGCCAAGGUGAUGAUGUAUCGUAAGGAGCAGUACUUGGAUGUCCUUCAUGCCCUGAAAGUUGUUCGCUUUGUUAGUGAUGCCACACCUCAGGCUGAAGUCUAUCUCCGCAUGUAUCAGCUGGAGUCUGGGAAGUUACCUCGAAGUCCCUCUUUUCCACUGGAGCCAGAAGAUGAAGUGUUUCUUGCCAUAGCUAAAGCCAUGGAGGAAAUGGUGGAAGAUAGUGUCGACUGUUACUGGAUCACCCGACGCUUUGUGAACCAAUUAAAUACCAAGUACCGGGAUUCCUUGCCCCAGUUGCCAAAAGCGUUUGAACAAUACUUGAAUCUGGAAGAUGGCAGACUGCUGACUCAUCUGAGGGUGUGUUCCGCGGCGCCCAAACUUCCUUAUGAUCUCUGGUUCAAGAGGUGCUUUGCGGGAUGUUUGCCUGAAUCCAGUUUACAGAGGGUUUGGGAUAAAGUUGUGAGUGGAUCCUGUAAGAUCCUAGUUUUUGUAGCUGUCGAAAUUUUAUUAACCUUUAAAAUAAAAGUUAUGGCACUGAACAGUGCAGAGAAGAUAACAAAGUUUCUGGAAAACAUUCCCCAGGACAGCUCAGACGCGAUCGUGAGCAAGGCCAUUGACUUGUGGCACAAACACUGUGGGACCCCCGUCCAUUCAAGCUGAACGCACCCGCUGGUUGUGGACCAUCUGCCAGGCACCACAGUGAGCAUUGUGUUCUUGGCAUGCGAUCUGGGAAACUGAUUGAAUAAUACACUUUUCUUGCUUUGGUGCUCAAAGUGGUUUUUUUCCCCCAAUAAAAUUAUUUAAUUGAAA
This is a messenger RNA of Pan troglodytes (chimpanzee), 1789 nucleotides long. RefSeq names its product TBC1 domain family member 7 (gene TBC1D7). The transcript is spliced from 8 exons. The coding region runs from base 758 to 1639 and encodes 293 amino acids. Gene Ontology annotation, biological process: negative regulation of TOR signaling; activation of GTPase activity. Lineage: Eukaryota; Metazoa; Chordata; Mammalia; Primates; Hominidae. The record is from RefSeq and is a predicted model, not a curated record. Gene Ontology annotation, molecular function: GTPase activator activity.